AUGGGUGGUCAAAGACAGAUCUUGCCUGGUAGGGUCUACCAGACGGUCACGACGUUAAUGAACCAUCGCAUCUUCCCAAAUGUUCGGGUUCAGCAGCCGUCAUGGUACAAGGUGGUCGAGUCGAUACCCCCCUCCGAAAUGCUCACGAGGCCAUUUCCACCUCAACACAAGAAACCGAACCCCAAGGUACGAAAACCAAGCAGGUUAUUCCAACCGCAAGAAUUAGUAUACGAAGAGGACGGGCUACGGAGGACCUUUUACAAAGAUCACCCCUGGGAGCUAGCAAGGCCGAGGAUGAUAAUUGAAAUGGACGGAAAGGAUGCGCAGAGAUACGACUGGUCUAAAGGAUUAAUACAGCCGGGCAUGCCCUUGUGCGGCGAAUGCGUUGUUCAACGUCAGUUAUGGAUGAUGCAUAAUGUCCCAGACAUAACAAAAGAUCAAGCAUACGACAUAGUGCGGAGGGAGUUUUACGCAUUGCGACAGCAAGAGGAGGUCGAGCGCAGGAUAGCCAAGGAAGAGGCUCAGAUGGUGGGCGCAUAUUUCGGCAAGUCCUACUUACAAGUAGGUAUGGAGCUCGAAGAUAGGGAGUACGAGCAAUGGAAGAAGUGGGCUGGCAGGCAGAUCGAAGCAGUCAAGGCGGAACGUGAUUCGGCCUACACAAGCUUUGGGGAUGACGUUGACCUCGAUAAGAUUGACGUGGAAGAGCUCACGGCAGAAACAGAGGAGGCUGUUCCAGUACAGAAACCAGCACAGAAACCAGUACAAAAAUAG
This is a messenger RNA of Daldinia decipiens, 771 nucleotides long. Its product is annotated as mitochondrial ribosomal protein. The coding region runs from base 1 to 771 and encodes 256 amino acids. Gene Ontology annotation, cellular component: mitochondrial small ribosomal subunit. The transcript has 2 exons. Lineage: Eukaryota; Fungi; Ascomycota; Sordariomycetes; Xylariales; Hypoxylaceae. The record is from RefSeq and is a predicted model, not a curated record. Gene Ontology annotation, molecular function: structural constituent of ribosome.